AUGUCGUCUCGUGAUGCUACACCAAGUUUAUAUCAUCGAACAGGAACACAAGGUUCAUUUUAUCAACAAUUAGUAUUACCCGCUCGAACGAAACGUGGACAAUCAUUCAAUCGAGAUUAUUUGCAUAAAAAAUUAUGGAAAUUUUUCCGUUUGGUUCGUUAUGCUGUUCGUGUUUGUUUAAUUGUGAGAAAAUAUGCGAUCGAUUCAUUACGUAAGAGUGGAGAACAAUUAUAUAAUAAUUCCGAAAUUCUUUUUGAUCUAAGCAAAUUUCGACGACCAGUUGAGGAAACAAUUGGAAGAAAUAUUCGAAAAAUUUUAAAAACCGAUCCCGCAACAAGAUCAGAAGAAGAUAUUCGUAUGAGUGUUGUUGGAUUGGGUCAGACUGUUGCGUCAUUUACAGAAUUUCCUCUUCAACGACAAUAUGCAUUAGCACGUGUUGCUAUACUAGAAGAAUUUGAAAGAGGUCGGGUGAUACUUCGUGAAGGACAUCGUGCUGAGAAAUUCUAUUUAAUUGUCGAUGGUAUCAGUAAGUUAAAUUAA
Molecule: messenger RNA, 540 nt
Organism: Rotaria sp. Silwood2
Lineage: Eukaryota; Metazoa; Rotifera; Eurotatoria; Philodinida; Philodinidae
Source: the annotation of a GenBank genome assembly